Molecule: messenger RNA, 348 nt
Organism: Truncatella angustata
Lineage: Eukaryota; Fungi; Ascomycota; Sordariomycetes; Amphisphaeriales; Sporocadaceae
Exons: 1
Coding region: 1-348 (115 amino acids)
Source: RefSeq, a predicted model, not a curated record
AUGUCGAUCAAGAUGGCGCUGACCCAUCUACCGUGCGGAGACUGUGCCUACGCGUUGCCAUGGCCGAGUCCUCGAUCAAUCACAGCGAAGACGGAGAUGACACGAGAGGCUUUGCAGCCGUCGAAGCCGAGCUUUGGUGCUAAUUAUCCUGUGGGGCUUUUUCCUGUCCUUGUCGUCCAUAUCGUCCUCCGCCAAAACAAGCAUGAACUGAUCGUCUACAAGACUGGUCUCUCAGUGCAGGACCGAACCCUGGGUAGUGGCAUGGCCGACCAGCCGACGUGCUCGAUUUCAGAGCCGGCUGAUGCCAAGCGACAUGAGUCGGCAGUGUACAGACUGCCUCCAUUGUGA